CAAGACUUCCUCCUGAUCGCACAGGAGAAGUCACUCCCUCGGACCAGCCAUCAGCCACACACAACCAUCCGUCAGUCAUUUAUCUGGUCAGUCAGUCACACCUAUCUAUUCUGGCCAGUCAGCCACCAAUCCAUCUGGUCCGAUCACAGCCGCAAGCGCCGCUCGCUCUAUUCUUGUUGAGCGAGUAUCUGUUCAGACCGGUCGACGUCUGUUCGCUGGUUCAUGAUCCGCUCGCGUGCCGUCCAAAGGCUCCUCGGGUCUUCUCUUUCGCACCGUUUUCACGUCGCACGUCCUUGCGCUGGUGCCUCUGCUCCGGGACGUGUUGAGAGUGAAGACCAAUUUCCCUCGAACAGCAGCAGCGUCACACCGCACCGCGCGACCAGCGUCGCAGCAAAGACCAGCAGCACGCCUGCCAAGAGCAGCAGCAGCAGCAGCAGCGGCGGCGGCGGCAGCAGCAGCAUCACUCUUAUCAAGUGCCACAGCAGAGUGACUGCAGGCGCCAUGGAUCGCGAGCGGUUCCUGGGCGUGUUCAGGCAGCUCAAGGCGGAGAUCCUGGCGGAAGACAAGCUGUUCGCGUGCACGCCGGACUCCAAGGCGUGGGUGGAGAAGAACAUUGACCACAAUGUACCAGGAGGCAAGCUGAACCGCGGGCUGUCAGUGGUGGACACAGUGGGCAUUCUCAAGGGCGGCUUCGAUAAGCUAUCGGACGAUGAGGUCUUCCAGGCCAGCGCUGUCGGCUGGUGCAUCGAAUGGCUGCAGGGCUACUUCCUGGUGAUCGACGACAUCAUGGACAGCUCCAUCACCCGCAGAGGCCAGCCCUGCUGGUACCGCAUCGAUAAGGUGGGCAUGAUCGCCAUCAACGAUGCCGUGUUGCUCAACGCCCACAUCUUCCUCAUUCUCCGCCGCCACUUCUCCUCCCACCCCGCCUACACACGCCUGCUUGACCUAUUCAACGAGGUGACGUACCAGACGGCCUGUGGGCAGAUGCUAGACCUCAUCACCACCCCCGAGGGGGAGGUGGACCUCAACAAAUACACCAUGUCCACGUACCUUAAGAUCGUGCAGUACAAGACAGCCUAUUACUCCUUCUACCUCCCUGUGGCGUGUGCGCUGAUGCUAGCGGGCGUUGAAGAUGCAGCGCUGGCCGCGCAGGCGAAGGACAUCCUGGUGCAGAUGGGGACGUACUUCCAGGUGCAGGACGACGUGCUCGACUGCUACGGCGACCCCGCUGUCAUCGGCAAAGUGGGCACGGACAUAGAGGACACCAAGUGCUCGUGGCUGGUGGUGACGGCCCUGCAGCAGGCAUCAGAGGAGCAACGGCAGAUCAUAGAGAGCAACUACGGCAAGAAGGACGAGAAAUGUGUGGCGGCCAUUAAGCAGCUCUACACGCACAUGAAGCUGCAGGAUGCGUUUGCGGAGUACGAGAGGGAGAGCCAUGCCAGCAUCACAGCCGCCAUUGCUCAAGUGGACAGCGAGCCCUUGAGGGAAGCGCUAACAUCUUUCCUCAAGAAGAUCUACAAGCGCCAGAAGUAGCUGCUGCCAAUGCCAACCAUUCAACCUACUUAUAGGGCCUACAUGUGGCUACCCGUGGGAGAUGGUUCCCACUACAGGGUUGCUACGCCAUGCAUUUCCGUUCUUACAUCACAACAUCAUCAGCACGUCUUUACACACUCAACAAUCGACCACCAAUUGCACAUAUGGAAACGAGAAGUACCCAUCAUGGUAAUCUUAUCGCGGGAAGACCAUACACAGCUCGUGAACACUUUCAGCAAGAUACGGUCCACAUGGACACUUAAAGCCCAGGUCCCAAGU
This is a messenger RNA of Closterium sp. NIES-67, 1812 nucleotides long. Lineage: Eukaryota; Viridiplantae; Streptophyta; Zygnematophyceae; Desmidiales; Closteriaceae. The record is from the annotation of a GenBank genome assembly.